AUGCGAUGGGAUACGUCACGCUGGUCGACCAAUCCCUAUUAUGCCCUGGUGAUUACGGUCAUAGCUUGUGCUGGAAUUCCCAAGGGCUACGAUGAGGGUGGCUAUAGCGGCAGCGUGUCGCUCCCCUCAUUUAAGGCGGACUUCAAUCUCGACCCGUCACAUUGGGAGAACAACGCCACAGGGCUAGCCAAUCGGAAGGCAAACAUCACCUCCUUCAACGUGUUAGGUGCAGCGAUCGGAGCUCUCCUCGUGCUUGAUCUAAAUGACAGAAUUGGGCGCCUGUGGGCGUGGCGUCUGGCGUGUGUUGUGUGGGCAGUGGGCACCUUGAUUCAAAUAUUCGCAUCUGGCAUCUAUGGGCUGUUGCUCUUUAGUCGCAUAUUUGGAGGGCUGGGCGCCGGUGCUCUGACGGUCACCGCUCCUUUGUAUCUUAGUGAGAUAGCCCCUGCCAAAACACGAGGUCUGGUGGUGGGGUUGUACAUGGUGUUAUUACUAGCCUCCUUGACAACAGGGUUCUUUGUCAAUUAUGGCGCCAGGGAGCACAUGGCGACCGAUCGCACCCAAUACCGCCUAGUUCAGGCCGUGCCCCUAAUCCCUACAGGAAUCGCGUUCUUCCUGUCGUACCUUUGUCCGGAAACACCCCGAUAUCUUGUCUCCAAGCAACGCCACAGCGAGGGAUUGAAUGCGCUAGCGCGCUUGCGGGGAAAGCCUCACAAUGAUCCUGAUGUGGUGGCCGAGUUCGAAAGUAUCGAUGCCCAAGUCCGUGAGCGCACGACGGACCUUGCCUCCGUGUCGCAUUGGGCUAUGUUCAAGGAGACCCAAACGAAUCCUAAUUAUAGACAACGAUUCUGGCUGAUCAUGACCAUGCAAACCAUUGGUCAGUGGACCGGUGGAAACGGUAUCACAUACUAUGUGACCAGCAUUUUCCAGUACGCUGGUCUCACAGGAGAUGCGGAAUCCCUUGUCGGUUCCGGCGCUUAUGGAGUCGUCAAGCUAGUCUUCACCAUGGCCUUCACAUGGGGCCUCAUUGACUUGCUGGGUCGACGCCGCUGCACUCUUGCUGGCCUUUCCCUCCAGCUGGCAGCACACAUCUACAUGGGCAUCUAUAUGGGCCUGCAACCAGGUUCAUCAGACAAUUCCAACGCGUCCAAUGCAGCUGUCGCCUCGGUCUUCAUCUAUGCUGUUGGCUGGUCCAUCGGUCUCUGCACAGUUCCAUACCUAUACGGCACCGAGAUCUUCCCUACGCGCAUUCGCAAUGUCAGUUACGCGAGUAGCAUGUCACUACAUUGGUUCUUCCAGUUUGCUGUCGUGCGUGUUACGCCGAACAUGUUCGUUUCCCUGAACGUCUGGGGCGCGUAUCUCUUUUGGGCACUUAUCUGUUUCUUCGGCCUGAUCAUCCUUGGCAUUUGGAUGCCGGAGACCAAGGGCGUGCCUAUUGAACAGAUGGGUGAUCUGUUCGAUGGACCGUGGUAUUUGCGCUGGAAGGCGAAGCCCAGACGAUGGGUCGAUGCUGAACCGACUCCCACGGACGAUGCAGUCUCGUCUAAGGAUGAUCGUGCACACAAAGCUCACGAUUGA
Molecule: messenger RNA, 1575 nt
Organism: Penicillium brevicompactum
Lineage: Eukaryota; Fungi; Ascomycota; Eurotiomycetes; Eurotiales; Aspergillaceae
Exons: 4
Coding region: 1-1575 (524 amino acids)
Biological process (GO): carbohydrate transport; transmembrane transport
Cellular component (GO): membrane
Molecular function (GO): carbohydrate:proton symporter activity
Source: RefSeq, a predicted model, not a curated record